GAGAUCUUCGUGUGUGUUGUGCUGGCGUUUGGGGAGUCGGGGUAUUUCUAUUUACCCAAUGAUCCAAUAGAAGGCUUUAAAUCAAGAAGUCAAGAACCUCCAAAAUUCUCCGUUAAUGAAUUGCUGCUGUACUUCAAAGGGAACCACUGCCCACAUCUGAUCCUCAAACCAAAAAUUUUUUUGAUACAGACAUGUAACCCUAACCUUGACCAGAUAAAUAAAGCCAAUUUUGCUGCGGUCGGAGGACUGCUGCCCCAAAUACAGAGGUCCCCCAUAGAAGCAGACAUACUUAUCUAUCAAUCAACUGUGUCAGGUGGUUAUACUGAUAGAAUGAAAAAAAAAACGAAGUCGAGACUAGGAAAGAACAUUGACCAUAAAAGAAAAAAGUCGGCCUGUCAGUUUGUGUAUGCCCUCUACAAGGAGGUCAAAGCUCUCACUGACCACAGGGAAGAGUUUGAACUGACCGAUCUCAUCCUCAACGUCAAUAAGUCACUAGAGGACUUCAUUGAGAAGGAGCAUUAUAAAUCUGACGAGAGAAACAAACCCUGGAACAUAGAACCUCCCGAGGUCCCAGUGUGUAUAAAUCAACUGACCAAGAAACUGGUGCUAAAGACACAAAGAUGGAAUUCUACUCAGAGACCUAUACAUUGUUGUAUACUAUGAUAUUUUUGUUAAUAAUAUAUUUUAAUUAUAAUAUAUGGAAACCUUUUUGAGAUAAUUAUAUAGGAUCUCCCAUGUUUGUAGUUGGAUAUGAUUUUUAUCUAAUGAUUUAAGUGGGUUUUCUUUAUCCCAGAGCCUUGGCUGUAUCCCAAAGGGAUUAAAAACACAAUGCAUUUGAUAAAAAGCAAAUCCAACUUCAAAUCAUGGGAUAUUUUUUUAUCUCAUGUUCAAUGCUUCACAAAAUAUGUUUUACACAGUUUUUCCAUAGAACUCCCAUUUUAUUAUACUUCAUUAUGCUAACACAUAACCACUGUGAUGUUUGAGGGAUAUCAAUAAAAUAUCAAAUGAGGUGCAUCCAAAAGAUAAAGGGGUAAUCAUGGAUUAAAUUAUAAAUGUGUUUGAAAGAAGGAUAAUACUAGAGUCUUUCUCUUUACAUGUAACAUGUACAAUAAAAAUUUCAGGAAACAAAAAUUUAACUUGAUAUUGUUACAUAGUGUAUCCAAUGUGUCUUGUCCAUACAUGCAAGAUUUUCAUUCUUUUUUGAAAAAAUUAGUUUGAGAGAGAGAGAAAGUUUCAAUUGAACAUGUUGAAUGUUAACAUCAAAUACUUGUAACUAAGUAAUCUUUUCAUGAGGUUUUUCACAGUUUCAUGCAUUAGAUAAUGCUUGUUUUAAAAUUUUCACAUGGAUUUUAAAGAAGCUGUUAAAUUUUAAAUGACACAUGCAUCAUUUAAAGUCUAAUUUGAUGUAUGUAGAAACAACAAUUAUAUAUCUUUAAAAUGACUAAUAUGUACACUUUUAUAUGUAUUUUUACUAUUCAAGUAAUCAUCUACUAACAUAUUGUAAA
Saccostrea cuccullata (small rock oyster) is the source of this 1505-nucleotide messenger RNA. RefSeq names its product caspase-3-like. The record is from RefSeq and is a predicted model, not a curated record. The annotation marks the transcript as partial. Gene Ontology annotation, biological process: proteolysis. NCBI's taxonomy places the organism in Eukaryota, Metazoa, Mollusca, Bivalvia, Ostreida, Ostreidae. Gene Ontology annotation, molecular function: cysteine-type endopeptidase activity. The transcript has 3 exons.